UCCAAGUCACCCAUGUUCGCCCGCUCCAUCCUCCGCGCCGGCCGCGUCGUCUCUCUCCGCGCUCCCUCUCUUUCGGCUCGGGCAGUGCCCGCCCGCCGCGCACCAUCCGCGGCGUCCUGGAGCCGCGCCUACGCAACUGGGACGUCACCCGUGUCCCCGACGGACCCGAAGCUCGGGCAGGCGCAGAGUCUGCUCGAGGACGGCACGCGCGCGCUGGAAGAGGGCGACCUGCCGCGCGCCAAGGCGGCGUACGAGGAGAGCAUCAGCGUCAUGCCGACCAGCGGGGCCUGGUUCAACCUCGGCGUGGUCGAGUACCAACUCGCUGGGCCGCAGGGCGCCAUUGACGCAUGGAAGCAGAGCAUCGCCCUCGAGCCUUCUGCGGACGCAUACACCAACCUCGGCAGCGCGUACAUGAUGUGCAAGCCGCCGCAGACGGCUGAGGCGAUCAAGUCGUUGACGGCCGCGAUGGAGAUUGCGCCCGAGGACCCCGAAAUCCAGUUCAACCUCGCGGCGGUGCUCGAGUCGAGUGAGUCCGCCGUGACAUGGUUUGCAGGAUGCUAAUGACAGCCGACCAGCUCGACACGGCGCUCACGCUGUACCGCAAGGCACUGGCUGGCGGUGUCGAGCGCGCUCUUGCCAACAUCCGGAACAUCGGCGGC
Molecule: messenger RNA, 659 nt
Organism: Cutaneotrichosporon oleaginosum
Lineage: Eukaryota; Fungi; Basidiomycota; Tremellomycetes; Trichosporonales; Trichosporonaceae
Biological process (GO): protein O-linked glycosylation
Molecular function (GO): protein binding; protein O-acetylglucosaminyltransferase activity
Source: RefSeq, a predicted model, not a curated record